Molecule: messenger RNA, 2567 nt
Organism: Saprolegnia parasitica CBS 223.65
Lineage: Eukaryota; Oomycota; Saprolegniomycetes; Saprolegniales; Saprolegniaceae
Exons: 1
Coding region: 23-2476 (817 amino acids)
Biological process (GO): protein stabilization; protein folding; cellular response to heat
Cellular component (GO): plasma membrane; cytosol; protein-containing complex
Molecular function (GO): ATP hydrolysis activity; ATP-dependent protein folding chaperone; ATP binding
Source: RefSeq, a predicted model, not a curated record
UUUUCCGAUUUGCAACAAGAACAUGGGAGCGCGGUCGAUCUGGAAGGGUCUGCUGGUGCUUGCCGCUGUCCUAUGCGCCAUGAGCAUGCAAGCUUCCGAGGCCCAUGGGGCCAAGGUAGACGGCCUCGUCGAGACGAGCCUGGGCGUCGACCAGCUGGACGGAGCGCUCCUCAACGGCGACAAGUUCCAAUUCCAGGCCGAGGUCAGCCGCCUCAUGGACAUCAUCAUCAACUCGCUGUACAAGAGCAAGGAAAUCUUCCUGCGCGAACUCAUCUCGAACGCGUCGGACGCCCUCGACAAGCUGCGCUUCCUCGCGCUCUCGGACAACGGUCUCCUCGGCGAGAAGAAGGAGCUCGAGAUCCGCAUCUCGUACGACAAGGAUGCCAAGACGCUUACGAUCCGCGACACGGGCAUCGGCAUGACCAAGGACGACUUGAUCAAGAACCUUGGGACCGUGGCCAAGAGCGGGACGGCCAACUUUGUGCAAAUGAUGCAGAACGGCGCGGACGCGACGAUGAUCGGCCAGUUUGGCGUCGGCUUCUACUCGGUCUACCUUGUCUCGGACAAGGUCCGCGUCGUCUCCAAGAACAAUGACGACGAGCAGUACAUUUGGGAGUCGAACGCGAACGCGAGCUUCACGGUCACCAAGGACCCGCGCGGCAACACGCUCGGCCGCGGGACUGAGAUCACGCUCUUCCUCAAAAAAGACGCGAUGGAGUUCCAGGAUCAGGCCAAGCUCAAGCAACUGGUGUCGCACUACAGCGAGUUCAUCAACUUUCCGAUCUACGUGCACACGAGCCACGAAGAGACAGUCGAAGUUGACGACGACGACGAAGACGAGUACGAAGAGGUCGAGGAGACAGACGACGCGUCGGCCGAGACCGAGGAUGAGUCGGAGGAGCUCGAGGCCGAGGAGGAGCCAGCGGUCGCGCCGGAGAAGAAGACGGAGAAGAAGACGGUGUGGGAGUGGGACCGCGUCAACGAAGUCAAGGCUAUCUGGACGCGCAACAAGGAAGACGUCGAGGACAAGGAGUACCAGAACUUCUUCAAGGCCAUCGGCAAGGACGCCAACGACCCGCUGACGUGGAUCCACUUUGUCGCGGAGGGCGAGAUCGAGUUCAAGAGCAUCAUGUACAUCCCGUCCAAGGCCCCGCACGACCUCUACCAGCGCUUCGAGCACAAACGCGCCGACGUCAAGCUCUACGUGCGCAAGGUGCUCAUCUCGGACUCGUUUGACGAGUUUCUGCCCAAGUACCUUAACUUUAUCGUCGGCGUCGUCGACUCGGACGACCUCCCGAUCAACGUCUCGCGCGAGACGCUCCAGGAGAACAAGAUUCUUCGCGUCAUGCGCAAGAAGCUCAUCCGCAAGGUGCUCGAGAUGCUCCGGAAGCUCAGCGAGAACGACACGUCUGACGACGACGACGACGAGCCCAAGUCGGACGAGGCCAAGGACGACGCGCCGGCAGCGGCCGACAGCGCCACGUACCUCCAGUUUUGGGAAAACUUUGGCAAGAACAUCAAGAUCGGCAUCAUGGACGACGCUGCCAACAAGCCCAAGCUGCUGAAGCUUCUUCGCUUCAAGUCGUCGCUGCACCCUGACAAGUACAUUAGCCUUCCCGCGUACGUGAGCCGCAUGGCCUCGUGGCAGGACAUGAUCUACUACAUUGCGGGCGAGUCGGUCGAAGCCGUCGAGAAAAGUCCGUUUCUGCAAGCGUGCAAGGCCAAGGGCGUCGAGGUCCUGUACCUCGUGGACCCGCUCGACGAGUACGUCAUGCAGCACAUCCCCGACUUUGACGGCAAGAAGAUGCAGUCGAUCACCAAGGAAGGACUCAAGUUUGGCGACGACGACGAAGCGACGCUCACACGCCGCCACAAGCUCUACACGGAGCAGUACGAAUCGCUCAUCUCGGGCCUCAAGGACCUCUACGGCGCCAAAAUCUCCAAAAUCACCAUCUCCAAGGCCGGCCUCGACACGCCGGCGGUCAUGGUCACGUCGCAGUGGGGCCACUCGGCCAACAUGGAGCGCAUCAUGAAGGCGCAGACGUUUGCCAACCCCGCAGCGGCCAACCCAAUGGCGCAAAAGAUCCUCGAGCUCAACCCGCGCCACCCGAUUGUCGUUAAGCUCCGCGACCUCUUUAACACGGCGGGCGAGGCGACCGAGACUAAGGACCUCGCGUGGCUUCUCUACGACGCGGCGCUGACCAACUCGGGCUUUGCCAUGGACGACGUCGACCACUUCUCGUCGCGCGUGUACCGCAUCAUGAAGUCGAGCAUGCAGCUCGACACGCUCGAACUCGAGCCCGAGAUGGAACUGCCGGCGAUCGUCAACGAAGAGAUGAAAGACGACGAAGACGACGACGCUGCCGAGGACGAGCACGUGCUCUUGGACGACGACAGCGGUACAACCGACGACGAGCCUGCAGCCACCGAGUCGGAUGAGGAGGACGUUGAGACGGACGUCAAGGACGAGCUGUAGGCUACUUGGAGCUGGAUGCACCCACGACGCGACCGUUGUACAUACUACACUGUGUAUGGGAAUCGAAUAUACUGAUAUUUUGGAUACGCGC